Porites evermanni is the source of this 2540-nucleotide messenger RNA. Lineage: Eukaryota; Metazoa; Cnidaria; Anthozoa; Scleractinia; Poritidae. The record is from the annotation of a GenBank genome assembly.
AUGGCCAAUCUUUUCAAACGACGUGGAACUGGGAUUGUGACCGCUGUGUUCGCUUUUAUAGCGUUUGUAAUGAUUGUAGCAGCACUUCUUUCAGAAUACUGGGUUAUGGCGGAUCUUGAACGCCAAGUCGGGAAUUCGACACAGAAGGGAGGUUCUAAACAUUUCGGAAUGUUCAAUGGAGUCAGCAAACAGGAUUUUGGACUUGGAGCAAGAGAAAGGGACUUCGCAGGUGAAAACAGAAUAAUAUUUGUUCUCCAAAAUGUAGUUUAUCCUAAGAUUAAAAUAUAUGAGGCAUACUGUUAACAUUCCCUCCCUUUGAGGACAUUGUGACAGCAUUUUUUCCGGGUGUUUAGUCAUAUUUUUGCGAAAUAAAAAAAACAUUUAUUCCUGAAUUUAGUGGGCUGAACAUUACUACUCAGGUAUAAAAAAGUAGCUAAACGUGAAUAUUAUUAGUUGUCUACAUACAGAGGUAACCCAUUUCAAGAAAUACCACAAUUUUUAUGAAGGAACAGACACUUAAUUUUAGCUACACGUAUUUUUUGAUAAGCUGACUGAUUUUGUAACUGAUUCCAGCCUCCAUACUUUGAGAGAUGAAGUUCAGCGCCAAGCGCUAACAGGGCUUUCAUUUAAACGUUUUACUAUUUUGACAGCCACGAACAUUUUUACGGUCUUUGAAAAAGAAUAGUCUUACGACAUAUAUUCUUAAAAAUAAAACAAAAAAAUAGACACUUUGAUGUUCUAAAAGAUGUUGUCAAGUCUUUCCAACACUUAUGAUGAAUUCAUCAUGACUAUUUAAUAAACUUACUGAAUAUCAGAUUCACCCACCUGCUGUAAUGAAUAAGAAUGACAGCAUUUCCGUUGCUACUGAUAACUUAAUUGUUUGGCACUGACUCAACAUGUGUAUGUUCCUAACAAUUCCCAUGAUAUUGGGAAAUCUACAAGCUCAAAUGCCAAUUGUGUCAACUAUUUUAUAAAUGUCUCUGAUUUUGUUGUUGAUGCAGAAAUAAAUAGAUUGAAGAAACACACACACCAUUUAUUAAAAUAUAAAAAUAAAUUACAUAAGCCCUCUUAAGGGGGCUAUGUACAGGGGCGUAGCCAGCUUUUUGACUAGUUACAGGCCUAGCUGACUUUCAUUUCCACACAUCCUGAUAAUUGCAUGCAUGACUAGUACGAACUGACUUCACCAACACUUUGAGCUCGUACACUUUUUAGCUCACCCCAACAACCCAUAAUUUAUUACAAGCGAUAGAGUGAUCAAACCAAAAAUUUGUAGGCCCGGCGCCUACAGGUCUGUAGGCUGGCUACGCCCUAGAUGUAUGUCCCUAAUCUGAAUUUCAAAGCCUGUCGUUUCAAGUAUUGAGGAGGAAGCUAUGUGACUGUCGGUAAUUUACUUUUGUAUUAGCACUUUCUCUGUCACUGUCACAAUAAUUUCAACCCCUCUUUGUGCCAUUUGUCACCAUUUCUGCUGUCCUAUGUCACUGUUUUUGAGGCCAUGUUGCUUGUCGGAAUUAAACCUAACAGAACCUCAUUACCGGCACUUAUUCUUGGCCAGGGCGAUGGUUAUUUAUGUCACCAAGUUUGAAGACAUACCACGAAGAGUCCUGUGCUACCCGUUUCUAAAUUUUUGGAACACAUUUAGUUAUUAUUACUAUGUCACACAGUUUCUGUUUGUUGCAUAUAACUGAUUAACAUUUUAGCCUUUUUAGGCUCACUCUGCUAACACUGUGAAAUUUCAUCUGUUGCAGUCAAGGAUGAAUUUGAGGGUGUGGCCAAUGAUGAUGUUGUUUGGGCAACUGUAGGAUUCUGCAUUCUUAGUUUGGCUGUCGUCGCCAUAUUAAUUGGACUUACCUGUUAUAAUGAGUUUACCAAGCCAGAUUUAACCAUUUGUGGUUCCACUGGGAUAUACAUUUGUUGUGGAGUAGCUUGUAAGUACUGAAAAAAUUAGUUAACCUUUAAUUUAUUGUUGUGUGAGCUGCAGGGCAGGACAAAUAAUGAAUUGGGAGCUAUUCACCCUAGAUGGCUUUAGACAACCAAUCUGGGUUUCCAACAAUAUGCUCAGUUUUGGAGAAAAAAAUGAUUUUUCAACAUCUUUAAGACCUAGAUGCCCACUCAUCAGUUCUUGGCUUAAAUCUACUUACAUCAAUGAGCUGACUUUUCAAUAGGCUGAGAAAACAACCAACAUUUUACGAUGUAUUCAAGGAGAAACCAUCACAAUUUGUUGGCUGUUUUCUCAAGCCAAGUUGUUAACAAAUAUUGUUGCUCUACUUGCAGUUUUCUUUGUGAUCAUUUCUGCAUGUUUGUUUGCUGCCUUGUUUGAGAUCCAACUCAAAAAGAAUGUCUUGCAACCACAAGAUCAGCAGCGAGGCUUCUCUUCAACUGACAAGGCUCAGCUUGGAUAUUCAUUUUGGAUCUUGUUAGGUGCUGCUGGAGUGUUGUUACUCUGUCCACUAAUCAUUUUAUUGAAGAAUGUUCACUGCACACAUUAUUUCAAAACAAAAAAGCAUGAAAUAGCCAAUGUAGAUGGAGUCAUGUUAUAUUAG